CCCACACCCACAUGUAUGCAUUUAAAUACCAAGUGUUCCUUCUCUUUCUUCUUCCUCUUCUCCAAGUAACCGUUUACUUUUUCAAAUUUUGCACACCUUUGCUAUAUAAAUCACAAAACUACAUACACAAGUAAAUCUUCUUUCCGACUCCUCGCUCUUUCAUAGUCUCCGCUUGUUUUUCCUUUCUGGGUUUUCUUUCUUCUUCCUUCUUGUUAUUUCUCAUCUCUGGUUUUCUCACUUUUUGUGGGUUUUCACUUUGAUCGAAUUUGUUUUUCUAUCUACCUUCUUUUUCUGGAACUCUCUCGUGCUGCCUAGAUGUUUAUUUUGCUUUCAUCUCAGGUUGCGUUUCUUGCAAAUAUAUCUUAGUUUUCGGGCUCUUCCUUCUUAGCUCCUUGGUUUUUCCUUGUUGAUUUUGGUAGUGAUUCGAAAUUUGCUCUUGGUUUCCUUCAGUUAUUCCCCUCUCUGUCUAUAAUUAAUCUUCAUCUUUUGUUGAAUCAAAUUAUUCAAUUUAAUCCCUCUUGAACUUUUGUAAACAAUUCCUUCAAAUUUUUUAGCAACUUUAUAGAUUUUUCCGUCAUGGGGUGUCACGAACAGACUUUUCGUUUUAUGGGAGGACUCGACGAUACGAACAAUUUCGCGAGACACGCAUCAGAUCAACAAUCUGAGCAAACGGGUAGUUCUGAUUCAAUUUUGGACGCAGCCCGCGAUCAAGAAUCACUAGCUUCCGAUUGUGAAAGUGGCGUUUCUGGUCCUAGUUGUGAUGAUUCCCCGACCCUUAGCAACGGGCUGAUUAGAUUGCUGGAAGGGGACAGGAUUCAUGAUCUCAUUAAGCGAAGAUUUCUCUUGUGUCUGGGUUUGCUUGGCUCGCAAACCAAGGUCUUGUCAAUCCAUAGAAAUGGAUUCAGCACUUUAACGGGGAAAGCCAGGCUGCAGACAUUUCAGAUUUUCUCCAUGGCAACGCAGAGAAAACAUGGCGGCGAUGCAAAUGUCAAGUACGCCUGGUAUGGUACUGAUAGAGAUGAGAUUUGCAGCAUCAUAGAACACGGUUUUGGUCUCCCUGCACAGCUGAAGAACAAUGGAUUAUAUGGUCGUGGCAUUUAUUUCUCUCCAGAUGACUCUCCUAUGGACUGUUUGAGGAACUCGAUUGUUGAUGAACAUGGAGUACAUCAUUUGUUGCUUUGUCGUGUUGUAUUGGGCAAACCAGAGGUGGUGCGUCCUGGCUCUGAUCAGUCUCAUCCAAGUUCUGAGGAUUUCGAUUCUGGGGUGGACAACUUUUCUUCGCCCAAAAAGUAUAUAAUCUGGAGCACCCACAUGAACACUCACAUCUUGCCAGAGUUCAUUAUAAGCUUCAAAGCUCCUCCUCGCUUGACAGGUUUUAUAAGGAUUCCAGAUUCCUCGAAGAAGCCCACUUCGCCAUGGAUGCCGUUUCCAGCUCUAAUUUCUGCGCUGUCCAAGUACCUUCCUCAAUCUUCAAUGCGGUUGAUCUCCAAGUACCAUAGGGAUCACCAGGAAAAGAAAAUAUCACGGCAAGAGAUGAUACAACGAGUGAGAAAAAUAGCAGGAGAUAAGCUAUUGAUUGCUGUCAUUAAAUCUUUCAGGAAUAAGGAUUAACCCAUCUAGCAACUCAGAUCAAAUGAUGGCUGAAGAUGGAUCCAAGAACCGUUCUAACCAGAAAGCAGGCGGUGGAGAUGAUCUGGUGUGGUUGGAUUGAAUUAGUGUACAGUGGUAGAUUGCAAUCUGAUUUUCAUAUGUUAGUAUAUCAAACAGGUCUAUACGAAGAUACAGGGAUAUAGAUGAAAUGGACGGUGAGGGAUCAUCCAGCAAAUAAUCCUCAUCAAGAGGAAUCAGUUUCUUAAACUUCCUCUUUAAGCAUGUAGCCUAGUUAGGUUUGUCUUUGAAUUCAACGUUUCCUUGUUCUCUCACACAGAAGAUUGCUAUACAAGAAACGCUCUAGUUCUGGAAUUAAAAGUUUGCUUGAGCAAAAAGUA
Molecule: messenger RNA, 1988 nt
Organism: Carica papaya (papaya)
Lineage: Eukaryota; Viridiplantae; Streptophyta; Magnoliopsida; Brassicales; Caricaceae
Product: putative inactive poly [ADP-ribose] polymerase SRO5
Molecular function (GO): NAD+ poly-ADP-ribosyltransferase activity
Source: RefSeq, a predicted model, not a curated record